This is a messenger RNA of Apaloderma vittatum (bar-tailed trogon), 1608 nucleotides long. It is a transcript of the gene BZW1, whose product is annotated as basic leucine zipper and W2 domains 1. Gene Ontology annotation, molecular function: protein binding. NCBI's taxonomy places the organism in Eukaryota, Metazoa, Chordata, Aves, Trogoniformes, Trogonidae. Gene Ontology annotation, cellular component: cytoplasm; membrane. The record is from RefSeq and is a predicted model, not a curated record. The transcript has 10 exons. The annotation marks the transcript as partial.
AUGAAAAAGAGAGGUUUGACCCCACUCAGUUCCAGGACUGUAUUAUUCAAGGUUUAACUGAAACUGGCACUGACUUGGAGGCAGUAGCAAAGUUUCUUGAUGCUUCUGGUGCAAAACUUGACUAUCGUCGCUAUGCAGAAACGCUUUUUGACAUCCUGGUGGCUGGUGGAAUGCUGGCCCCAGGUGGUACCCUGGCAGAUGACAUGACACGCACAAACGUCUGUGUGUUUGCAGCACAGGAAGACCUAGAAACCAUGCAAGCAUUUGCUCAGGUUUUUAACAAGCUAAUCAGGCGUUACAAGUACCUGGAGAAAGGCUUUGAAGAUGAAGUCAAAAAGUUGCUGCUGUUCCUGAAAGGGUUCUCAGAGUCCGAGCGGAACAAGCUGGCCAUGCUGACGGGUAUUCUGCUAGCCAACGGGACACUUAAUGCUUCGAUUCUCAACAGUCUUUACAAUGAGAACUUGGUUAAAGAAGGUGUUUCUGCAGCUUUUGCAGUCAAGCUGUUCAAAUCAUGGAUAAAUGAGAAAGAUAUUAAUGCAGUGGCUGUCAGUCUUCGUAAAGUCAACAUGGACAACAGGCUGAUGGAACUCUUCCCAGCCAACAAACAAAGCGUCGAACACUUCUCCAAGUACUUCACUGAAGCAGGACUAAAAGAACUGUCCGAGUAUGUUCGGAACCAACAAAGCAUAGGAGCUCGGAAGGAGCUGCAGAAAGAACUGCAGGAGCAGAUGUCACGGGGAGAUCCAUUCAAGGAUAUAAUCCUGUACGUUAAGGAGGAGAUGAAGAAAAACAACAUCUCAGAACAGACUGUGGUAGCCAUAAUCUGGUCAAGUGUCAUGAGCACGGUGGAAUGGAACAAAAAGGAGGAGCUGGUAGCAGAGCAAGCCAUUAAGCAUUUGAAGCAAUACAGCCCUCUACUCGCUGCCUUUACUACCCAAGGUCAGUCUGAGCUGACUCUGCUGUUGAAGAUCCAGGAGUAUUGUUAUGACAACAUUCACUUCAUGAAGGCCUUCCAGAAAAUAGUGGUGCUCUUCUAUAAAGCUGAAGUUCUGAGUGAAGAACCCAUCCUGAAGUGGUACAAAGAUGCUCAUCUUGCAAAAGGAAAAAAAAUUCUGGAGCAAAUGAAAAAGUUUGUUGAAUGGCUCAAGAACGCUGAAGAAGAGUCGGAGUCCGAAGCCGAAGAGGGCGACUGACCUGUGAAACUGUCUUCAGUAAAGCAAACAGGAGCUGUAGAUAAAAGUGUCAUGUCUCAUGCAUCCUUCUGAGUCUUACAUCCUACCUCCCUGUAUCAAGCAUGAUAUAAGGGCUCUCAUGGCAAUUUCUUUUAACUGUUUUUUCUAUAGUUACUGAAAUACUGGGUUUAGUUUUUAAAACCAUGUUUCAAGUAGCUUACAGGAGCUGUUAUAGAUUUGACUCUAACCUGCAUUUGUCCUUUCAGUUAUAUUCUACCUCCUGUAUUUUCUACUGUAAUAAUGUAAUUUAAGGCCUUCCACAAUGAAAUCCAUUUUACCCCUUGGGUUUUCUAUCAAUAUUUGAGUAGACAUGAUACAGUGAAUGAGAUUUGUGGCAGUUCUGUUUGCAAAUUAAAGUGUAAAACACCUUCGACGC